Molecule: messenger RNA, 396 nt
Organism: Alnus glutinosa
Lineage: Eukaryota; Viridiplantae; Streptophyta; Magnoliopsida; Fagales; Betulaceae
Product: secreted RxLR effector protein 161-like
Exons: 1
Coding region: 1-396 (131 amino acids)
Source: RefSeq, a predicted model, not a curated record
AUGAAAAGUAUCCCAUAUGCAUCUGCAGUAGGGAGCCUGAUGUAUGCUCAAGUCUGCACCAGACCUAACAUUGCAUUGGCGAUUGGAAUGCUGGGACGAUACCAAAGUAAUCCAGGAUUAGAGCAUUGGAAAGCUGCCAAGAGAGUCAUGAGAUACUUGCAAGGAACCAAGGGUUACAAUUUGACUUUCAGACACACGGAUCGUUUGGAGGUUUUUGGGUAUACAGAUUCAGACUUUGCUGGAUGUGUAGAUAGCAGAAAGUCUACUUCAGGAUAUAUCUUUCUUCUUGCUGGAGGGGCUAUAUAUUGGAAAAGCAGCAAACAGACUAUAGUUGCUACAUCUACUAUGGAGGCGGAGUUCAUUGCAUGCUAUGAAGCCACUACACAGGCAUUGUGA